AGUGAGGAUAAAGAGAGGGUGAAGCAACAAUAACAACGUGACUGUGAUUCCCCCCCCCCCCCCCCCUUUAAUUUUUCCUGUAUUUUCCACACACCAACUGCUUUUAAGUGGGAUGAAGUCAUCACCAUCAUCACCGGACUCCUGUUGCUGCAGAGUGGCGCGCUAAAUCAUGAUGAAUAACUUGUGAUCCCCCUCCCCGGACACGCCGUGAGGGAGCGGACAAAAUGCUGCUCUAUCGCGCCACAUGAUGCUGCUGCUGCCGGAACUGUGCGCUUCAGUCUAUCGCCAUCGCUGAGGCACGACUUUACGCAUGGUGAAGGCGCGCGCCGCUUCUCCUCCAAAAUGUGCCAGUGCGACUCUUCCGGAUCGAAACCCAGACGGGGCUCCCUCGCCGUAGCCGGGAAGCUCUUCUUGAAGCACACCACCCUGCACGGCUUGAGGCACAUCUUCCUGAGCGGCUCCUACCCGCGGAGACUCGCCUGGCUGCUGGCUUUUCUGGCGGCUUUGGCGCUGUUCUUCACCUGGUCCUCCAACCGGGUGCGCUACCUGCUCUCCUCGCCCGUGUACACCAAAGCGCACAUGGUGUACGCCAAACGGCUGCUUUUCCCCGCUGUCACCAUCUGCAACCAAAACCUGCUGCUGCCGAGGCGCAUGAAGAAGUCUGACAUAUUCAGCGCCGGGAGGUGGCUGGGACUUUUGGGGAGGAACUGGCAGGUGUCCCCCGCUGCCAGAGAGGCGCUGACGCCCCUCCGGAACGCAGGGAGCAAGACUCCCUGGUCCCCGCUCUCCCGGAUUUUAGACUUUAACCACUUUCUUCCCCCUCCGAGGGAGUCCCAGCCGUCCAUGCGGCAGCUGCUCGACAGGCUCGGCCACCAGCUGGAGGAGAUGGUGCUGUACUGUCGGUACCAGGGGGAACUCUGCGGGCCGCGCAAUUUCAGCACAAUAUUCACACGUUAUGGGAAAUGCUAUACAUUUAAUUCGGGCCAAGAUGGGCGCCCCCUCCUGGUGACGACGAAGGGCGGGAUGGGCAACGGCCUGGAACUCAUGCUGGACAUUCAGCAGGACGAAUACUUACCUGUAUGGGGAGAAACCGACGAGACAUCAUUUGAAGCAGGGAUCAAAGUUCAGAUCCACACACAGGAAGAGCCGCCAUUCAUCGACCAGCUGGGCUUUGGCGUGGCACCGGGGUUCCAGACCUUUGUCUCUUGUCAGGAGCAGCGGUUGACCUACCUGCCUCCACCGUGGGGAGACUGCAAGGCCGCUCCAAUGGACUCGGACUUCUUCAAUACUUACAGCAUCACAGCCUGCCGCAUCGACUGUGAGACGCGCUACCUGGUGGAGAACUGUAACUGCCGAAUGGUCCACAUGCCCGGAGAUGCCCCGUACUGUACCCCGGAGCAGUACAAAGAGUGUGCAGAUCCUGCCUUGGAUUUUCUCGUCGAGAGAGACAAUGACUACUGUGUGUGCGAGACACCGUGCAAUCUGACACGUUAUGGUAAAGAGAUGUCCUUUGUCAAGAUACCAAGUAAAGCCUCGGCCAAGUACCUUGCCAAGAAAUUCAACAAGACAGAGCAGUACAUAGCUGAUAACAUAUUGGUUUUGGACAUCUACUUUGAGGCACUGAACUAUGAAACCAUUGAACAAAAGAAGGCCUAUGAAGUAGCAGGACUUCUGGGCGACAUUGGAGGCCAGAUGGGACUCUUCAUAGGAGCCAGUAUUCUCACCAUUCUUGAACUCUUUGACUAUCUCUAUGAGGUGCUCAAGUACAAGCUGUGCCAGUGUGUGAAGAAGAAACACAAAGGUCGCAGCAACAAGGACCGGGGAGCCGUGUUGAGCCUGGAUGAUGUGAAGCGCCACGCUCCUUGUGAGAACCUGCGUACGCCAGCAACAUAUCCUGGUAACAUGCUACCUCACCACCCGGGCCAGGGUAACUUUGAAGACUUCACUUGUUGAGAAGAAACAGGUGAAGCGUUAAAGUCCGCGUUAUGCAACCAAAGCCAACUACAUGACUGGACUAUCUCCUACACAGAGUGCAAGGGACUGAUCUGAAGUCAGCCUCAAAUGGAGGAACUUUUCAUGGAAGUGGAGGACAACUGACUCAUCAAAUGUGAUCUUCAGCCAAGUGGAGGCAAUUCUCCAAACACACAAAAAAAUAAAAAUACCUGUUCAAUUUCCACAACAGCCAUCAUGCAGCACUCGAAACUCUACGUUUUCUUCUGGAAUACUGCCACAAAAUGAUGCUCAUGGAGAAAUGUUGCCAACACGAACCUCUCUUUCAAAAAGACAAAAACAGAAUCAAAAAGGGGAAAAAGCAAAUAACGGAAAUGUACAGUUAUCUCAUUGUAAACGGAAAAAGAGCCCCCAUGCCUUUAUGUAACAGAGCA
Messenger RNA from Thalassophryne amazonica, 2384 nucleotides. It is a transcript of the gene asic1b, whose product is annotated as acid-sensing (proton-gated) ion channel 1b. The record is from RefSeq and is a predicted model, not a curated record. The transcript has 10 exons. Gene Ontology annotation, biological process: sodium ion transmembrane transport. Gene Ontology annotation, cellular component: membrane. Bases 343 to 1953 code for a protein of 536 amino acids. Lineage: Eukaryota; Metazoa; Chordata; Actinopteri; Batrachoidiformes; Batrachoididae.